AUGAUGGAAAAUAAUUCAAUAUCCCAAUCGAUAUCAACACAAAAUCAAUGCUUAUUAAUUGAAUCAGUGGAAAACAGAAAAGAUUCUAACAUUGAAGAUAUUGUGAUUAUAUGUCUUGAUGAAAAUGCAAAUCAUCAAACGGAAAUCUUUAAUGAGUUAAUCGAUAUCGUUUAUAGUUUCCAGUUAUUCACUAAUGCUGAUGAAUGUAUCGAUUAUAUAAUAUCAAUUUCUCUAACAAAACAUGUAUUGCUCAUUUUAUUUUCCCAUCAAUUUAUUUAUUCAUAUAUUGAUCAAUUACCAAAAAUUCGAUCUGUUUAUAUACUUACAAAUUCUAUCGAAUACGAAAAAGUUCAAAAUGCUUUUUCCGAUAAACAACUACUUUUGAAUAAAUUAAAUAAUGACGUUAAAUUAUUUUCGAAUCAACUUUCACUACCUAUGACAUUCUUUAACAAUAUCGAUGAUAAUGUUAAAGAAAAAUCUGUUAAAGAUUUAUCAAAAGAAAGUCAAUAUUUUAUGUAUAUGCAUUUAUUUAUCGAAAUUUUAUUACAUCAUUUACAGCGAAACGAAGCAGAACAAGAGUUCUUAGAUGAAGUUCGUCGAUGUUAUGACGGUAAUCAAAAACAAUUGAAAACCAUUGAUCAAUUUAAACAAGAUUAUAAUCCAAAUCAAGCUAUUCGAUGGUAUACACGUGAUUGUUUCUUAUAUCGUUUAUUAAAUCAAGCAUUAAGAAAUCAAGAUUUUGAUGUAAUCUACAAAUUUCGAUAUAUUAUCAAAGAUUUACAUGAACAAUUAAAACAAUUAUAUAAUAAACAAGCAUUGGAACCAGAAAGGUUCAAUAUUGUUUAUCGUGGUCAAUUUAUGCAUAAAAAUGAACUAAAAGUUUUCGAAGCCAAUCAAAACAAAUUGGUGUCAUUCAAUACAUUUUUAUCAACUACAUUAGAUAAAGACGUGGCAUCGGGUUUUAUUCCAGGUGGAUGUGCAGGAGAUAUAGUUCCUGUUUUAUUUGAAAUAAGUAUUCCGAAUAGUAGUUUUGAAUCAACACCAUAUGCUUGCAUUGAAAAAUAUAGUUUCAUGGAAGAAGAACGAGAGAUUUUAUUUUCAAUGGAUUGUAUCUUUCGAAUUGAUGCAGUGCAACAAUCGGCAAUUAAUGAUGGGCCAUAUUCCAUAAAAUUAAUAUUAACUAAUCAGCAUGAAGGAGAAAAUGUACUCAAAGCUUUAACAGAUUAUAUGAAAAAACAAAUGUAUAAUAAUGUGAACGAUUUGGGAGCAUUAGGAUUUCUAAUGUCAUCAAUGGGUCAUUAUGAUAAAGCUAAACAUUAUUAUGAACUGCUAUUGAGAAAUCUAUCGCCAAAUAGUCCACUUAUUCCUACUUUAUACAAUAAUAUUGGAACACUUUAUAUAUGGCAAGGCAAACGUACAGAAGCUCUUCACUAUUAUGAGGAAGCACUUAGAAUUGCAUUAAAAAUUUUGCCCAAGAAUCAUCCAGAUACUGCCGCAACAUAUCAUCAUAUUGCAGUAGUACAUCAUGAUGAAGCUAACUAUGCUAAUGCUUUAGAUUAUUACAGACAAGCACUUGAUACUCAAUUAAAAUGUUUACCUGAAAAUCAUUUAGACAUUGCAGCCGUAUGUAAUAGCAUUGGGGAUAUAUAUUGUAGUUUGGGUAAUUAUAAUGAAGCUUUACAAUAUAUGAAGAGAACACUUGGAAUUCGUUUAGCAUCUUUACCCGAGAAUCAUCCUGAUAUUGCAAAAAUAUAUGCUGAUAUUGGUUUAGUUUAUCAAAAGCAAGGAGAUUUUAAAAACGCUUUAGAGCAUCUUGAAAACGCACUUAGAAUUGAAUCGAAAUGUUUGCCUGAUAAUCAUCCAAAUCUUGCAAGGACAUACCACCGUAUGGGAUCCAUUCAUCGCAGUCUCGGCAACUAUACUGAAGCACUGAAAUCUAUGAAUAAAUCAAUCGAAAUUCGAUUCAAAUCUUCAUCGGAAGACUAUAAUGCAAUUGCAAUGACAUAUAAUGAGAUUGCGCAAGUCCACGCGUAUUUAGGUAAUCAUACUGAGGCCAUGAAUUAUUACAAAAAAACGCAUAGCAUUACACUUAUGUCCUUCUCUGAAAAUCAUAUAGGCUUCGCAAAUUUAUACAAUAACAUGGCAAUAGAGUAUAAAGAUCAACAAGAUUAUAGCGAAGCCUUAAAUUAUUUCAAGAAAGCUAUUGAAAUUCAAGCCAAGUUUUUGCCGCGAAAUCAUCCAGAUGUCGCAUCAUUUUACAGCAAUAUUGGAAGUGUUCACCAAGCGCAAGGCAAUUAUUCAGAGGCUUUGAAAUAUUUCGAGAAAGCACUUGCUAUUCGACUGGAAUCUUUAUCUGAAAAUCAUCCAGAUAUUGGGGAUUCCUAUAGUAAUAUUAGCGUUAUCUAUUUUUUCGGCCAUAGUGACUAUACUGAAGCCUUAAAAUAUCAAGAAAAAGGUCUUCAAAUUCUACUAAAAUGUUUACCGGAACAUCAUCCAAAGAUUAUUGAUGGAUAUCAAAAUAUGGGAACAAUUCAUAAAAUGCAAGGUAACUAUGACAAAGCUUUACAAUAUUUCGAACAAUCGUUGGAAAUUCAACUAAGAUCAUUACCUAAAAAUCAUCCAGAUAUUGCAAGUACAUAUAAUAGGAUUUUAGAAAUUUGUAUAAAACAAGGCAAUUCUACCAAACUUAAGGAGUAUAAUAAAAAAGUUAUUAACAUCGAACUAGAAUCGUUGGCUGAUAAUCAGUCUUCUUUUGUUGCAAAAUUUAUCAACAUGACAGGAAACAAUCCAGAUCGAAAUAACUAUAUUGAUGAUGUGAAACAUUUACAGGAAGAACUCAAAGGUAAAAUAAGAAUUUUACUUAAAAAUCUUCCAGACAUUACAAAAAUACAUAAUAACAACGAAGUAAUUGAUUCAAAUCAAGAUAAAUUUGCUGAAGCUUUGAAAUAUUGUAAUGAGCUGCGUGUUAUUCAAUUAUCAAAUGCACCUGAAAAUAUGCUGGAUGUCGCCAAUACUUUUAAUAUGUUUGGAGUCAUUUACAAACGACAGGGCAAUUAUUCUAAAGCAAUAGAUUAUUAUACAAAAACUCUUACAAUUCAAUUAACGUUCUUGCCUGAAAAUCAUUUAGAUCUUGCAAGAACAUAUUGGAAUAUCGGUAAUCUUCAUAGUUGUCAAGGGAAUGAAGUUAAAGCUAGGGAAGAAUGGAAUAAUGGUUUAAAUAUUGUACUCGCAUCUUCAGAAGUAGACGAUCAAUUGAUGAAUGGUUUAUUAAACAAAUUAUUGUCUCCAUGA
Molecule: messenger RNA, 3291 nt
Organism: Adineta steineri
Lineage: Eukaryota; Metazoa; Rotifera; Eurotatoria; Adinetida; Adinetidae
Source: the annotation of a GenBank genome assembly